Molecule: messenger RNA, 4711 nt
Organism: Manis pentadactyla (Chinese pangolin)
Lineage: Eukaryota; Metazoa; Chordata; Mammalia; Pholidota; Manidae
Gene: HS6ST3
Product: heparan sulfate 6-O-sulfotransferase 3
Exons: 2
Coding region: 1-930 (309 amino acids)
Cellular component (GO): membrane
Molecular function (GO): heparan sulfate 6-sulfotransferase activity
Source: RefSeq, a predicted model, not a curated record
AUGAAACAAACCCCACCCUGGCUCUCCUGGAAUGUCUGUCUCAGGCUGAAGUUCCGGGCAGGGCGCCUUCCUGGUCCAGCGCGGAGGGAGCAGACCCAGGAGCCGAUUUCACAGCCUUCCCUCGGCUUCCAGGUGGCCUUGUCUUCUGGUGCCAGAUGUCAGAGCUCGCGGAAUGGCCCUGUCCUCUCCUCGCUGACUGUGGCUGGCCAUAUUUCAGCAUUGAAUUUCUAUUACAUCACGAUGUUGCGGGAUCCGGUGUCGCGCUACUUGAGCGAGUGGAAACACGUCCAGAGGGGCGCCACAUGGAAAACCUCCCUCCACAUGUGUGAUGGGAGAAGCCCCACCGCCGAUGAGCUGCCCACCUGUUACCCUGGGGACGACUGGUCUGGGGUGAGCUUGCGGGAGUUCAUGGACUGCACCUACAACCUGGCCAACAACCGCCAGGUGCGCAUGCUGGCCGACCUCAGCCUGGUGGGCUGCUACGACUUGACUUUCAUGAACGAGAGUGAAAGAAACGCUGUCCUGUUGCAGAGCGCCAAAAACAACCUCAAGAACAUGGCCUUCUUUGGGCUCACAGAAUUCCAGAGGAAGACACAGUUUCUCUUUGAGAGGACAUUCAACCUCAAGUUCAUCUCCCCCUUCACACAGUUCAAUAUAACGCGGGCUUCCAACGUGGACAUCAACGAGGGCGCCCGCCAGCGCAUCGAGGAGCUGAACUUCCUGGACAUGCAGCUUUAUGAGUAUGCGAAGGAUCUCUUCCGGCAGCGCUACCACCACACCAAGCAGCUGGAGCGCCAGCGGGACCGGCAAAAGAGGCGGGAGGAACGCCGGCUGCAGCGGGAGCACAGGGGCCACCGGUGGCCCAAAGAGGCUGGGGACGUGGAGGGGGCGGUCACUGAGGACUACAACAGCCAGGUGGUGAGAUGGUGACCCCCGGGCCUCUCCUCCCUCAGGAGGGGGGAGGACGAGCAGGGGCACUGACCCCCCGUGGUUCCCUGGGAGAGUGUUGGGCCAUUCUGAGGACAUCUGGCUGUAGGUGGCUUGAUUUGGAUACCUGCUUCCUCUUUGUCUUCAUCUUUACCCAGCUGGAGAUGACUCAUCUUGUUCUUUUUUUCCUGAUGUUUUUCGGUCCGUGAUAUGAGGUAGGGUAGGUCACUUUAGUUUGGGCCGUAGAGGCACACGUGAAAAGCCAGAUCACGGCUUGGAUGUUCUGGUGAAACUGGUCUGUUUCAUACUGUCUCUGUAAUGGAAAUAUUGGUCUGUUUAAAAAGAGAGAAAAGGAAGUCCCUUUCAGCGCUUAGAUGAGGUUUCAUGCCAGCCCUCACUUGGCUGUUGACUCUCCUCUUUGAACUCUAUUUGAAUGUGGUUGAAAUCAUAAGUAGAGUAACAGUGCUUUGUUGUCACAGCUAUUUUUAAACCAGAUUGCCCUCCUAUUGACCAUCACUAGAGACUCACCUCCUACAAGGCGUCAUAGCCCUGAACCAUGCUUUCUCCCCCAGUUAGGGAACGGCUAGUGGAUUCAGGACAGGGGUGCCUAUGGCCCCUGAGAAAUGAACGUUGGUAGGGACAUUGAGGAGAAAACGGGCUUAUUAACUAAUGCCUGGGAAGAUCACAUCUUAUCAAUUGUUAUUUCCAAGGUAAGGGAUGAAUGACAAAUGAAGAGGAAAACAUUUCCAACCAGCUACAGAACCUUAGUUUUUUAAGGAAUAUUUCUGUUUUUGCUCUUUGGAGCAGUCAUUGCCUUUGAUAUGGUACUGCCAGAUUUGAGAUUCUGUGAUCACAGAGGCAAUAAUGUUUACAAGGAAUUGGCCUGAAGAAUAGGGGCUUAGGGCUUAGCUAGCAUGUAUACAGAUGUAUUCAAGGUCACUAAAGAAUGCCUCAGAUUUAGGCCAGGAGACUUGGGACUCAAUGGGAGAGUUAUCCCGGGGGUGUAGACCGAUGCUACCUCCCAACAUCUUGAAUAUCUCCAGCCUGACAACUUCUAUGAUUUUUACCUGCUAUUAGACUCUCGCUAUAGCCAGCAAAUCAGACUGGAGUUGGUAACACUGGAUCCAAAAAGUACUGCGUUGCCAAGGGCUGCUUGUUUUCACCCAUCCCCAAACACAACUAUACUAACGUGAAGCUUAUUGUACAAUAAGGGGAGAAGUACAAAAGAGGUCAUAGAAGGCCCUUGCCCAGCAUUCAGUAGGAGGAUCAGAGUAGAUAGAAACAGAUUGAUCUGAUCAAUCCUUUCAAGGAACUGAAGGCAAAAUGAGUGAAACCCCUAAAUCAGAUUGAAAAGCCUAUUUCCUUGAUAUCUAACAUGUUUGAUGUUUAAGCCAGCUUUACAUAAGCCACAUCUCAGCCUUCAGAAUACUCUCUCUGGGGUUGAGAGUCAGUCAACCUACAAGCCUUCGUGCGCAGAGUGGGGCCCAGCGUCUCCAUCAAAGGGAGAUUGGGAAGGACCGCUGUGAUCCUUCUCUCACAGGCCCCGGCUUCAUCCGUCAUGCAAGGGAAGGCAGCCCUAGGGACCUCCCCUGGGCCAGGAAUGGUGGGAGGCCCUUCUCAUUCCUUCAGUCUUUUCACCGCAAGGUAGAUAUUAUUAGGCCCAGUUACAUAGACGAGGAAAGUGAAACCCACAGAUAAUUAGCAGCUUCCUCGUGGGUUGUACACUUGGUCUGGCUAACUGCAAAGUGUGGCUCUUUUCACUCCAUUAGGUUUUCCAUAUAGAAUAAAACCUUCCUGCCAAAAACACAAAAAGCCAACUCUUCCUGCCCAGAAGGGUCUGUCUCUAACCCACACAAUGGUGUGACUGUACAGCACCAAGCUAGCUGUGACCCACGGCCAUGCAGCCUUGGGAGGGUCCAGUCCUCUUCCCCCCAACUAACCCAUCAAUGAGCUGAGAGAUGGGUGACUUUUUGGGCAGUUGUACCUUCUGAGCCAUGUAGGAGGGUGAGUUAAAGAGGCCAAGUAAAUAUUGCUUGUUGGUUGGUAAAGAUGAAGCUCACAAAAUAUUAGUAUUUCCCUUUCCAAUGAUUUGUUCCCAAGGUAGAGAGGAAAGGAGGAUCCCAACUAGGAUUAAUGAGCAGUUUGCUCUCUAUCUUCCCAUUUCAAUGUUAGGAUCUAAUGUUCUGUCUAAAAUGACAGGGCUGCAAAUUACCUCUGCCUGCCAGUAUGAAACACAUAUACACACACACACAUGUGCACACACAAUAACAAUCCAGUGUUUUGUCUUGUGGAAAAUUGAAACAAGUUAGAAAGCAUUCAAAUUGUUUCUUUUAAACUCACUUGAAAUUUUUGGCAGGGAAUUCAUGCAUAGCUGAGACUUGGAAGCAUCCUCGGCUAACUUCACACUGUUCCUUAGGCACCUUGGGAUUUAUAUCAAAAGGCUUUCCAAGGCCUUGCUGCUGAAGGCAUGACGUGUGGUGCUCCACUUGAGACCAGAUAUCAGGAUGUUCAGAGAGGAAACCAUCUCUUUGAGUUGGCCUGAGGCCAGUGCUGAGCAAAUUAAAAAGACCGACACGGGCUUCUUCCCUCAUAUCAUUUCAUUUGAAAGCAGCAUGCUUCUCACAUCCCUGGGGUCCUAUGUUGAUAGAAAUGAAGAGGUAGGGAUGGAUGCAGUUUGUUCUCCAAAAAUUGACUGCACACCUACACACUGGGCGAAGCUCAGGGAAGAGGCACCAACAGAACGCAUCCGGGCCUAAGGAUCCAGGGGAAGUCAGCAGCUUUAAGAUCCAAAACCAAAUCAAUUCCAGAUACAUCAGUAUUAAAAGCCCAAGAAGAGGCCAAAAAGGAAAAAAUGCCCCAGGGAGUUCCAUAGACCACUGAGUCCUGCGGUUCCCAGGUACCUUCCUUCCCUUCUCUUAGCACAGGCAGCCCACGUAACCAGAUUGGAAGGAGGUGUCCUUAUGUGUGUGUGUGUUUAGAUUAUUAUUAAGGAGUAAGCACAUGCUAUCCAUUCUGUCUCCGAAUUUAUUGGCAGCCUACUCUCGGCAGCUGGAGAAAACAUGCCCUGACAAUUAUUUGGAUAUUCUCUCUAAUAACUGAAUAACAUCAGCAAUCAGUGUUAGGUAACAGCUAAGGGUAUCAUGUGUGCUAUUUAAAAAUCAUAAAUGUGUUUCCUAUCAUCUAAAGGAGGUAACUUUGUUCCUCCCUUAUAGGUGACCAAACAUUGGAAAUAAGAGGAUUUGUCCAAAAAUCUGAGUAGAGAUAGUGUUCAUGUAGGGUAGAAAGUCUACCAAAAAAGACCUAGCAAGGCCACCUAGUGAUGAUCUAAUGAGCAUAAAUCAUUAAAAAAUAUAGAUAUAAGCCCAUAGAAACUUAUUUCCAUUUGGCUGCUUUAACAGUGAAACUCAAAAUAAUAAUGAUUUCCAUAAGAUUGAAGCCACAAACUGACUGGAUAGCUCUGGAGCAUGACAUUGCAGAAACCCAAGCCCUCUCUCAUUGCACUUUCAUCCUAAUGUGCACCUUCCACCUCAUAGUCCAAAAUAACUGCUGCAGCUCCUGCCAUCUCAUUUGUACUUCAGACAACAGAGAGGAAAGUAAGGGACAUUGUACAUAUCACUUCCAAUCACAUUUCUUUGGCUAGAACCUAGGUAUUAACUAUAAUUAACUGAAGUGAGGGCAAGGAAAUGUCUUUAUUAUUGGUUGCCAUGUGACUUGAUAAAUAUGGGGAUUCUAUUAUUAAAGAAACAAAGUGAAAAUUAAGACAGAUAAAGCUAUCAGUCUCUGA